GCGCCACGAUGGCUGAUCGCUCUUCUGCAGAAAGAUUCUCUGUAUUAGCGUCAAAAGUCCUUUUCGAAGUCCAAAUAUCGAUCAAACGGGCUGUUUCAUCUCUCGAAGCUCACUACUCUUCGGCUCUACAAAAUCUUCAGUUAUCCAAGAGUCAACUACAAUCUCUCCCGAACGAUAACCUUUUCCUAGGCUUCCUCGUAUUUCUCACCGCUUUCUUUGGUGUUUGUUUAGUCGUUUUAGGGAGAAAAACUAGUAAAACUUCCAAGAAUGCUCGACCUCAUCUUAGACUUUCAGCUUUGCGUUCAUUCAUUGUUCCCACGCAUUCCUCGAAGUUCGAUCCUCGAUUUGCAUCCUUCACUCGUACAGGAUUGACUAUGGACCUUCCAUCCUUUCUCGAGGGAAUACUCUCCGGUACCAUUGAACUCCGGAAUCCUAUGCUCCUCCAGGCACUUUUUCGUGAUCAGCUCAUGGGCGGACGGUGUGGAGGAGUAUUACCCCACUCUGGGAUACAAUGGAAGGUCCGCGUGUUGAAGUGGGUCUAUUCUUCACAUAUAGAAACCAGAGCAGGAUCCCUCAACGGUGAGUUCAUCCACGUUUUCAAAUCCACUUGUUACGGAUCGACAUAUCUACGCACAGUGCAAGAAAGCCCGCAACAGACGGUGUUACUCGAUUCUGUUCCGCAGCAAGACAUCGAAACUACUCUCUCGGCAUUUCUUAGUGGUCUGUGCACCGAAAGGGCCAACAUUAUCUUUACUGCUCGCAACCCCUGCGUUCGUUUCAUGUCUGAGAGCUUCCUCUUCUCCGCGGUUCCGUACAUCACUAGAAAUUACACUGCUACUCCCCUGUUCUCCUCGCUUGACCAUAUUAUUUCUUACAUCUCCGGCUUUCGGGACGUGAAGAUCCUCUCUGUUACAAACGAUUCAGAAGCGCAUGCCCAAAAGCUAUAUGCAGCGGAGAAUGAUCUCGUCGAAAAAAACUCAUCCAGGAUUAGAUUUCUUGAACGGCACGGAGAGAGAUCGUGGCGAGAGCACAGGUUGAGGCUAGUUUGGGAAGCAGGGCUCCAUGAAAGUGGUUUGUUGACUAAAUGGGUCAUUGUUGUGACGAAGUGAAUUGACAA
Messenger RNA from Marasmius oreades (fairy-ring Marasmius), 1117 nucleotides. RefSeq lists its product as uncharacterized. The transcript has a single exon. The record is from RefSeq and is a predicted model, not a curated record. Lineage: Eukaryota; Fungi; Basidiomycota; Agaricomycetes; Agaricales; Marasmiaceae. Bases 9 to 1109 code for a protein of 366 amino acids.